GGGCGGGCGGCCCAUGGAGCCCGGGCUGCUGCGGCCGGCGCCGGUGAGCGAGGUCAUCGUCUUGCACUACAACUACACAGGCAAGCUUCGCGGAGCACGCUACCAGCCCGGCGCCGGGCUGCGUGCGGACGCUGCCGUGUUCCUGGCCGUGUGCGCGCUCAUCGUGCUGGAGAACUUGGCGGUGCUGAUCGUGCUGGGGCGCCACUCGCGCUUCCAUGCGCCCAUGUUCCUGCUCCUGGGCAGCCUUACGCUGUCCGACCUGCUGGCGGGCGCGGUCUAUGCCGCCAACAUCCUGCUGUCGGGGCCUCUCACGCUGCGCCUGUCGCCCACGCUCUGGUUCGCGCGUGAAGGGGGCGUCUUCGUGGCGCUCGCCGCGUCCGUGCUGAGCCUCCUGGCCAUCGCGCUCGAGCGCCGCCUCACCAUGGCCCGCCGAGGACCCGCACCCGCCUCCCGUUGGGGACGCACGCUGGCGCUGGUGGCCGCCGCCUGGGGCGUGUCGGUGCUUCUCGGACUACUGCCCUCGCUCGGCUGGAACUGCCUGGGCCGCCUGGACGCCUGCUCCACCGUCCUGCCGCUCUACGCCAAGGCCUACGUGCUCUUCUGUGUGCUCGCCUUCCUCGGCAUCCUGGCCGCCAUCUGCGCGCUCUACGCGCGCAUCUACUGCCAGGUGCGUGCCAACGCGCGCCGCCUGCGGGAGCGCCCCCGGGCCGCCGGGGGCGCCUCCGCUCGGGCACGCCACACGCCGCGCUCGCUGGCCCUGCUGCGCACGCUCAGCGUGGUGCUCCUGGCCUUCGUGGUGUGCUGGGGCCCUCUCUUCCUGCUGCUCUUACUCGACGUGGCGUGCCCAGCGCGCGCCUGCCCCGUGCUCCUGCAGGCCGACCCCUUCCUGGGUCUGGCCAUGGCCAACUCGCUUCUGAACCCGAUCAUUUACACGCUCACCAACCGCGACCUGCGCAACGCCCUCCUGUGUCUCGGCCGCCGCGGCCGCUGCCCCUGCAGCAGAGGGCACGGCGCCUCCCAGGGGUCCGAGAGCGCUGCUGGGGCUUCGGGACGCUUGAGCCGCUCGCUGCCCCCUGGCUUGGACGGCAGCUCCAGCCGCUCCGAGCGCUCCUCACCCCAGCGGGACGGGCCGGACACUAGCGGCUCCACUGGCGGCCCGGGUGCGCCCACAGCCGCCCGGACCCUGGUACCGGCACCUGCCGCAGACUGACGCCCUUUGGCCUGCCGUUGCCCUCCCGAAGACCUGUUUUUGCAGACUUUUCUUCUUAAAGGAAUUUGUAGGAAAAGCAGCCGAAGGUGGUGGAGACAGAAGAGAUGAAGGGAAAUGUGUUUUAUUGAUGCUAAACCCCACAGCAGUGAACAAACAAAACAGACAAGAAUCGCGGCCCUUGUGGAAUUGACAUUCUGAUGGGGGGCACGGGCAGUAUCGGAGUGGGGAAAUCAUGGAGAUAAUUCCAGCUGCAAUACCUUGAUGCGAUGGUGGUCAGGGGAUGCUUCUCUGCUGGAGUGGUGACAUAUGAUGUAAACUGAGAGGUCAUUGCCCUGGGGGCACUUGAAAGAAGAGCAUUUCACGGUGAGGAACAGCAGUGCAAAGGCCCUGAGGCUGGAACAUGCCUGCGUGUUCUAUGAAAAGCAAAGAUCCCCUCACGGCUGGAGCAGCGCUGGAGGGGGUGGAUGGUGGGAGAAACAAAGGCAGGGAGAUGAUGGGACCCACAGUGCAGAGCCCUGUGGGACCCCUGGAGGACUUUGGUUUUGCUCUGAGGUGAGAGGCAGAAGGAGGACUUGAUAUGCUUCAGCUGUUCACAGGUCUCUGUAAGGGUGAAAGUAGAAGCUAGAACAAGGUGAAGGUGCCCGCACUGGUCCAGGGGAGCAGCGAUGGGGACUCGGACCAUGUGGAUUCUGAAUAGAUCUUGGAGACAGCAGACAGGAUUCCCGAGAAAUGGAGUGUGAGAGAAAGAAAAAAAUCAAGGACAGUUUCCCUCCCCGGUUUAGAGGAGAGGAUACCAAAGACAGGGCAGACCUAAAAUUUGACUGUGGGAGACUCAGCCAGUUCCUCUCAGAAACAGGAUUUCUCUGAGCGUGGUGUCAGAUCCUUCGUAAAAAAGUGAAAAUAUAAUAAAAUAAGGAGAACAGUUACAGCUUAUUGCGUCUGGCUAGUCAUCCCCACAGUGGUAGGCCCAGGACGCCCCUCUCACCCUUACUGCAACCUUGCAAAGUGGGUUUCCUCACCCUGAUUUGACAGAUGAGGAAAUUCCAAGCAGUGAGUACCUUGCCUGGUGUCUGGGCUAGGAUAAUACUGACCCGGACUGUCAGGCCCGGGGCCCUAAGAAGGGCAGGCCUGAUGUCUGGUUCUGGUGGAGGGGUGUGGCAAAGCCAGACGCUCCCUGCCUCGGUGGUCUGCAUUCUUGUCUGGGGGGGGGGGCCCUCUUUGUGCCCAUGAGAAGCUCCAGGCCUGCUGGCUGUGGCCACAGGACAUCCCUAGAUGCAUUCCCGACCCUAGUGCCACAUUGCUGACCCAGGGGAGGGGCGGGGGGCUUCGGGCUCCAGGAGACCCUACAACUGCAGGCAGCCACAAAGACAGCAGUGUCUUUUGGGGGCCACUGACCCAGCCUGGAGGCCUGAGUGUCCCGCUGACUUCGCUCAGGGCGUCCCUGAAGGCCACACGCACCGGAAAUCAACCUAUUUCCUGGAACACAAACACACUCAAGGCUGGACACUCCCAGGACUGGACCUAAUCCUCCCCCCGCCCCCACUCCCGCCGCCCCGGCCUGGCACCCCUAACCCCAGACUCCUUUAUCUUCCAGGGGAACCUGAAGCUCGCUCCUUCGUUGGGUUGUUUGAUAGUGUGAUGGUAGGGGACUUAUCCACUCGGUCCAAUUUUACAAAAUUUGAAAAGCACCAGUUCCCCUUUUCGGACGUGAUCACCACGGGGAUUCCUUGGAAAGUUCCAGAGCUGUUCUGCGGAUAAAUGAGCUGACAUGUAAACACUUUUCUCUCUUUGUACAACUCUAGCAUUGCUUUGCACCUUGCUUUGUUCACUUAAUAGUAGAU
This is a messenger RNA of Lynx canadensis (Canada lynx), 3051 nucleotides long. It is a transcript of the gene S1PR5, whose product is annotated as sphingosine-1-phosphate receptor 5. Gene Ontology annotation, cellular component: membrane. The transcript has a single exon. Gene Ontology annotation, biological process: G protein-coupled receptor signaling pathway. The record is from RefSeq and is a predicted model, not a curated record. NCBI's taxonomy places the organism in Eukaryota, Metazoa, Chordata, Mammalia, Carnivora, Felidae. Bases 14 to 1210 code for a protein of 398 amino acids. Gene Ontology annotation, molecular function: sphingosine-1-phosphate receptor activity.